CCAGGCUUGGAAGUAGGCAUCCCCGAGGAGCCCAGAAGAAGCAGCGCGGCGGAGCUCGACGGGCGCUUGGAGAGACGGAGCGCACGACGAGGGCGCACGGAGCAGCGCCAUGGAGUCCGGCGGCGGCAAGAUGACGGCUCGGUUGCUGCUGGCUGUUGGAGGAGCAGUCCUAGGAUCUCUGCAGUUUGGCUACAACACCGGAGUCAUCAAUGCCCCACAGAAGGUGAUCGAGGAAUUCUACAACUACACGUGGUACAACCGCUAUGGGGAGUACAUCAGCCGCGGCACCCUCACCACGCUCUGGUCCCUCUCUGUGUCCAUCUUCUCGGUGGGCGGGAUGAUUGGGUCGUUCUCGGUGGGGCUGUUCGUCAACCGCUUUGGACGGCGGAAUUCUAUGCUGAUGUCCAACAGCCUUGCUUUCCUGGCUGCAGCGCUAAUGGGUUUCUCGAAGAUAGCCAGCUCCUUUGAGAUGCUGGUCCUUGGCCGCUUCGUCAUUGGGGUGUAUUCUGGCCUCACCACAGGCUUCGUGCCCAUGUACGUGGGGGAGGUGUCACCCACGUCCCUUCGGGGGGCUCUGGGGACGCUUCAUCAGCUGGGCAUCGUCCUGGGCAUCCUCAUAGCGCAGGUGUUCGGCAUGGAUCUGAUCAUGGGGAGCGAUAGCCUGUGGCCACUCUUGCUGGGGUUCAUCUUUGUUCCUGCCUUGGCGCAAUGCAUCCUGCUGCCCUUUGCCCCAGAGAGUCCCCGCUUCCUCCUUAUCAACCGCAAUGAGGAGAACAAAGCCAAGAGUGUCCUGAAGAAGCUCCGAGGGACGACCGACGUCAGCAGUGACCUCCAGGAAAUGAAGGAGGAGAGCCGGCAAAUGAUGCAGGAGAAGAAAGUCACCAUCCCAGAGCUUUUCCGCUCACCCAUGUACCGCCAGCCCAUCCUCAUCGCUGUUGUCUUGCAGCUUUCCCAGCAGCUCUCUGGGAUCAAUGCGGUAUUCUACUAUUCAACCAGCAUCUUUGAAAAAUCCGGGGUGCAGCAGCCUGUGUAUGCUACCAUUGGGUCUGGAGUUGUCAACACGGCCUUCACAGUGGUCUCGCUGUUCGUGGUGGAGAGGGCCGGACGGCGGACUCUGCAUCUCGUGGGCCUGGCCGGAAUGGCGGGGUGCGCAGUCCUCAUGACCAUCGCUUUGGCGCUUCUGGAGCAAAUGGCCUGGAUGUCCUACCUCAGCAUCAUUGCCAUCUUUGGCUUUGUGGCGUUUUUCGAGAUCGGCCCAGGCCCCAUUCCGUGGUUCAUUGUGGCGGAGCUCUUCAGCCAAGGCCCCCGACCCGCAGCCUUCGCUGUGGCUGGCCUCUCGAACUGGACGGCAAACUUCAUUGUGGGGAUGAGCUUUCAGUACAUUGAGGAAGUCUGCGGCCCCUAUGUCUUCAUCAUCUUCAUGGUGCUGCUGAUCCUCUUCUUCAUCUUCACCUACUUCAAGGUGCCUGAGACGAAGGGCCGCACCUUUGACGAGAUUGCCUCUGGCUUCCGCCAAGGGGGCGGUGGGCAGAGCGACAACAAGACGCCAGACGAAUUUCACAGCUUGGGCGCAGACUCCCAAGUCUAAGCCCCGAAGACCCGACUGGCUCCUCCCUUCGCUUCACUUCCUUUGCUGCCUGUUCUUGACGCUUGUAAACAGAAGCCAGGCUCAUGGCGAAGCAGGCGCCGAGGCCUCCUUCCGGGGCUGCCGCCUGGUUUCCAGGCGACGAACUGACGCCCAGCCCUAGGAACGGUUAGCUGGUUUUUCACGUCCAGGAUUUCAAUGCUGACAAGGUUCGGAAGCCACGGCUAUCGUUCAGACUGAGCCUCUUCCGUGGGGCAGCAGUAAGUCCUUCCAGUGACCAGACCCUCACUUUUAUUUUUAGAAGGAAAAAAAAA
Messenger RNA from Lacerta agilis (Sand lizard), 1899 nucleotides. It is a transcript of the gene SLC2A1, whose product is annotated as solute carrier family 2 member 1. The transcript has 10 exons. Lineage: Eukaryota; Metazoa; Chordata; Lepidosauria; Squamata; Lacertidae. Gene Ontology annotation, biological process: D-glucose transmembrane transport; response to insulin. Gene Ontology annotation, cellular component: apical plasma membrane; basolateral plasma membrane. The record is from RefSeq and is a predicted model, not a curated record. Bases 110 to 1588 code for a protein of 492 amino acids.